GCUCGUUUGCUUGCGCCGCGCGGUGACCGCGGCGAGGCGGAGCGAUCGAUCGAUCGAUGCGGCCGUGGGAGCGGCGGGGAGCGGGCGGGGACCUGGUGGGGCGCGAGGAUACGGACACGGAGACGAACACGACCAGUAGCACGAGCUCGAGCACCGUUGCUGCGAGUGCCAGCAGCGGCGCGAGGGGGAAUGGGGCGGCUGCGGCGGCGGUGGAGGGGUGGGGGAGCAGCCCCGUGUCGGGGGCGACCAUCAACCUGAGCCGGGAGUACACGCUCGCCAUCCACACCAGCUCAUACAACGAGAUCUGGGCGAAGAUCCAUGUGGACGGGGAUGUGCAGCGGGCGGACGGCCUCGGUGGCGGGGAGGAGGAGGAGGAGGAGAACGAGGACAGGAGCACCCUUGCUGGCGUGCUCCAGCCGGAGGACGCGGUGGUGGAGCGCGCGCUGGGGGACGCGCCGGACACGGAGCUGACCCGCCUCGCCGCGGACUACCUCCGCAGCACGCACCACGCGUCGCUUCUCUGCCUCGCCCUCCGCCGGGCGCUGCGUCGCGCGCGGGCGCUGUACGGGCCCAUCACGGACCUCCUCGCGCUGAUACCGCACGCGCCGCCGCUCGACGCGCCGCACCGCGACUGCGCGUUCGACGCCUUCCUCCUGUUCGACCAAAUGCCCAAUCCAUUCCCGGCCCCCGCGGCCAGCUUCCAGGGCAUGCACCGGAGCUUCGUCGGCCUCAAGAACCAUCUCGACCUUCGCCUUCUCAGGGCUCGGCGCAGGCGCCGGCUGCUGCGCUGCGCGACGCGUGGGUCGGGCAUCUGCCUAAUCGCCUGCACCACCGGCGCUGCGAUCGCGGGCCUCGUGCUCGCGACACACGCCAUUACCGUGCUGGUGGCCGCUGCCCCCGCCUGCGUGGCGUCGCGUGGCUCCUGCUGUCCGGCGGCUGCUUCGAUGAAACGCCUGCAGCAACACAUGGAUCGGCUUGACGCUGCAGCCAGGGGAGCCUAUGUGUUGAACAAUGAUGUCGAUACCAUCGAGCGCCUGGUUGGCAGGCUCCACGCCACCGUCGAGAGUGAUAAGCUACUGGUCCGGCUGGGGCUAGAGCGUGGGAGGGGGCAGCACCACACCAUAGAAGAGGUGGUGCGGCAGUUGAGGAAGAACCACCCCAGCCUGCUACGCCAGCUCGCUGACCUCGAGGAGCACAUCUGCCUCUACUUCGCGGCCGUCAACCGUGCUAGGUUGCUCCUUGUAAACCACCUCAGUGCCCAGUCUGAUCCUGACUGACUGUCCAUUGUCAUGAUAUAAAAUUCAAUAACCGCAUCCACUUCAAGAAAAAACUUGAAGUUGGAGAACCCUUCUAGAGUUAUAGGUUGCCAAAUGAAGUAUCCUGAAGCAAGUUUACACAAUCUUUGUUGUUUCUCGUGACAUGUUAUGCAUUCACUGUUUAUUGCCUGAAACUAUGUGUUCUUGGGUAUUUAUUAAAACUUGACUAAACUUAGCAAUUGUACCAUUUGCUACUCUAUACAUUAACUUUUGCAAUCAUUACUAUGAUAGCAUAGUAAUUUAAUUAUUCUGAAUUUAGUUACAGUGCUCAAUCCUGCCUUUCUGGAAAUUCAACUUUUGCUGUUA
Messenger RNA from Oryza brachyantha (malo sina), 1622 nucleotides. Its product is annotated as UPF0496 protein At3g19330-like. The record is from RefSeq and is a predicted model, not a curated record. The coding region runs from base 57 to 1277 and encodes 406 amino acids. Lineage: Eukaryota; Viridiplantae; Streptophyta; Magnoliopsida; Poales; Poaceae. The transcript has a single exon.